AUGCGAGGUCUGGAUUGCCACUAUGCUCAAUCAAGGGCAUCCAACUCAGAAAGCCGAGACACGAGUCUUUUCGAUGGGAAUGAUACCACCCAUUCACUUCCGGAGGUUCCCUUGGAGAGUCUACACCUAGCUGCUAGGACAGACACCCCAAGUUCAACUGUCCAUUCAAUAGAAUCCAUCGCUGGCAACACCCCUGGCAGUUCAGCUGCAAACGCCCUGUCACUCAACGCUGUCGAAACAAAUCCUCCUAGACAACCAGAUCUCGACUUCUCAAGACUGGAGCUUGUGUGCCCCAUCAACAGUGACGACAUCAAGAACCGCUGGCUCAACACCUAUGUGCCGUUCCCCGGGCAGACAUUGAAAGACUAUUCUCCCAGUGUAAUGGGCUUUGUCUACAGAAUCCUCAAAUCAUACGCAUCCGUUGUGGUGCGAGGCCGUGGGAUUCCUCCCUUCAUCCACUUCUCACAUAUCACGCCAGCAGCAGUUACUCGUCCUCUUUCAACUUGCCUCAGCCUGGUGAGGAUUUGCGAAAACUCUCUUCCUGGCAGCGAGGGGACUGCCACCGAUAUCCUGCAGCGGGAAAUGACCAACCUCUACGAGCAACACGGAACAUAUGACGGCAUUAAUCUCCUCGCCGCAUUUCAAGCAUACUUGAUCUAUGCACUGGUUCUGUACUUUCAUCUCACCCCCAGUCAAGGGCCUGCUCCCUUUCUACGGCAAGCCAUCAUUAACCUCCAAGAAAUCGCAUGCACAAGCUCCCAACGAGGCCUUGUCUGUGUAGCAGAGCAAGACGGUAUCCGACCGAGGUGGGAAGCCUGGGUAGUUGCAGAGGCGAAGCGGAGAACGCUGUACACAAUGUACUUUCUGGACAACGUUCUCUCAGCUCAGGAUGGGCUUCCAACGUAUCUGGGCAGCGAACUACGAGGAUUGCCAGCACCCUCAAGCAAGGUUUUAUGGCAAUCACACAGGCAUGGCUGGGAAGCGGCAUAUAAUACCCAUCUAGCUGAAUGGGCAGAAGGGAACUUCCGGAUCGAUGAAUUGUGGCCUCUUUCGGAAAACUCAGAGAGCUUGGCCGAAAGACGAGCCAGGGUGGAUCGCUGGUUAGAAGGCGUCGACGAGUUUGGGACGAUGCUCUAUGCAGUGACUAGUUGCACGCACGGCACUUGA
Messenger RNA from Fusarium falciforme, 1167 nucleotides. RefSeq names its product Zn(2)-C6 fungal-type domain-containing protein. The record is from RefSeq and is a predicted model, not a curated record. Lineage: Eukaryota; Fungi; Ascomycota; Sordariomycetes; Hypocreales; Nectriaceae. The transcript has a single exon. Bases 1 to 1167 code for a protein of 388 amino acids.